UACCUCCCCUCCAUUUUUUUCAUUCUUUUCGCCAAUGCGAGCUUAACUCAUUUUCAUAUUAGCCCCUAUAGUUCAUCUAAAUUACACUUCGACCACUCUGGUUAUGUUCACUGCCCUUCGCCGGGAAACUGAGAGCCACCUCUCUGUGCCUGCUCUCGGCUUCCCUCGCCCCAGAUUCUUCCGCUACCGCCGCCUCAGGUAACCAAACAAAAAAAUCUAUACUUACGCAUAAAUAUAUAGUACGGUAUACUCAUACGAUACGAUAAUGCCUUCUCCGAGAAGUCACCGGAAAGGUACUGACGAGAAGAAUCGAAAAGGAAAGUUAUCGGAGAAAUCCAUGUCUUUUCACGGACAAAGCUCGGAGAGCACAACGGAGUUGCUGCGAAGGCCUCGAACCGUACCGGAUUUGCUCGCCGCCGGUAGACUUACUGCCGGAAAUUCGCUGGAAGUGAAGGAUCGGCUGAAGUUGACGAAGUUACUGUUGAAUGUGACGAUUCAGAGGAGUCUCGGUCCUGUACAUGUUUUAAUAUCGCUCGAAUCGACGGUUCAGGACCUUAUUGCCGCUACUAUUCGACAGUACACGAAGGAAGGACGGCGGCCGGUACUUACCUCUGGCAAUCCUGCCGAUUACGGUCUUCAUUACUCGCAGUUCAGCUUAGAAAGUUUGAACAGGGAGGAGAAGCUGAUGGGAUUAGGUUCAAGGAAUUUCUUUUUAUGCCCAAAAAAGUCAAAUGCUGAAAGUGCUGUGGAAGGUACGGUAACGACGUCGUCUUCUAGUUCUAGCUGUGCAAAGCAAGCUGAUACAGCUACUGCUAGUGCUACCAAGAUAUCCUUGCCUUGGCUCAAAUUCAUGGAUUUCUUGCUGUGAGAAAACUUUCACAGUCUGGAUAUUAGUGAUUUUUUAAUUAUGGCAUCUCGACGCAGGUUGGCGCUAGAAGUUCGAGAUUAUUGUAUAGAACAUAUUAUACGAUAGAUGGAAGUUAGAGAGGUGAUUAAUUAAGAUUUAAGACCACCUCAAAAUUUAGAAUAAUGUUUACCUAUUAGAUUUAAAAUCUUUAUAGAGUAACAUAGAUUUAUUUAUGUUCCUUGGUACUGUGUUUUAUAUGUUUGCACAUUACAUACCUAUUUAAGGGCAACUAUUUUCCUUUCGACCUUGACGCUGCAGUAUGGUACCAUCUUGGGACCCGGGGCAAACCAGGAUUUUCAGGUCAAAAUAUAAAGAAGUAAAUUUAUGAAGAAGUCAAUAGGUGUUAAUAUAUAUACUAUAAUGUACUGCUUGAGACAAUUCAAUAAGUUUAUUAAGAAUUUGCAGAAAACUCAGA
This is a messenger RNA of Nicotiana tabacum (common tobacco), 1322 nucleotides long. RefSeq lists its product as uncharacterized. Lineage: Eukaryota; Viridiplantae; Streptophyta; Magnoliopsida; Solanales; Solanaceae. The record is from RefSeq and is a predicted model, not a curated record.